CUAGAGAGUGCCGAGGGGAUGACCUAUCACCUCGAGUGCUCUGAUACGUGCUCGUUCGGCGGUCGCGCGGCCAAAAUUUCCUCGACGGAAAAAUUUAUUAAACAACACAGUGCAAAAUAAUAAGAAAAAUUUUUUUCUUUGCUAAGAAAAUAAAAUUUCGUGUUUUUCGGUUUUAUACUGAGUGUUUUCAAGUGGAUAUAAAUUUGUGCGUGGCGUGAUUUGACCUGUGGCGUGGUGAUAACAUGGCUCUGGUGGCACCGUCGUGGCGCGAAUCGACGCUGGUGAACCCCAUGACGACGAGCCUCAACUCGCUGACGAACGCGCUCAACCCGGCUGCUGGUGGCGGUCUCAACCCGCUCGCCGGCAACCUCACCCCGAUCACCACCAAUCUCAAUCCGUUGGCGCUGGAAAACCAGCCGGAUCUCUCGCUCGUCAAGCAUCGCCUCACGCCCUCGCAGAACUCGCAGAACAGUGCGAAUAGUGUCGACAAGAAUCAGAACAUCGAGUGCGUCGUGUGUGGUGAUAAAAGUUCCGGCAAACACUAUGGACAAUUCACAUGCGAAGGAUGCAAAUCGUUUUUCAAGCGCAGCGUGCGCAGGAACUUGACAUACUCAUGUCGAGGCAGCCGCAGCUGUCCAAUCGACCAGCACCAUCGAAACCAGUGCCAGUACUGCCGGCUCAAAAAAUGCAUGAAGAUGGGCAUGCGAAGAGAAGGUAAGCAUUCCGUCCAGAGGGGUCGCGUGCCCCCAUCGCAACCGCCGCUUGCUGGACUCUCGAAUCAAUUCCUCAACUCGACGGAUCCAGUCUCGACCUCGUUGAGUAAUCACACUUACCUGAGCAGUUACAUUUCGUUGUUGCUGCGCGCCGAGCCCUAUCCGACCAGUCGGUAUGGACAAUGCAUCCAGGCGAAUAACAUUAUGGGCAUUGAUAAUAUUUGCGAACUGGCUGCGCGUUUGCUCUUCUCGGCGGUGGAAUGGGCAAGGAAUAUACCAUUUUUUCCUGAUCUGCAAGUGACUGAUCAGGUUGCUCUGUUGAGACUAGUAUGGUCCGAAUUGUUUGUUCUAAAUGCAAGUCAAUGUUCCAUGCCGCUCCACGUGGCACCACUCAUCGCCGCCGCCGGGUUACACGCGUCUCCCAUGUGCGCGGAUAGGGUGGUACAGUUUAUGGAUCAUAUUCGGAUAUUCCAGGAACAAGUGGAGAAGUUAAAAGCGCUGCACGUGGACUCGGCUGAAUAUUCCUGCCUGAAAGCCAUCGUCCUCUUCACGACAGAUGCUUGUGGUUUAAGCGACGUGGCACACAUUGAGUCCAUCCAGGAGAAGUCGCAGUGCGCACUGGAGGAAUACUGCCGCUCGCAGUACCCGAAUCAACCAACACGCUUCGGCAAGCUCCUGCUGCGACUCCCGAGUCUACGCACCGUCAGCUCGGCGGUCAUCGAGCAGCUCUUCUUCGUGCGGCUCGUGGGCAAAACACCCAUCGAGACGCUCAUCCGCGACAUGCUCCUCUCGGGCAGCUCCUUCUCCUGGCCGUACAUGUGAUACAUGAAACUGUACUAGGCGACCUAGUCAAUUCCUUUUGUUUGAUUUUUAUUUUAUUUUAUUGUUUUGUUAUUUUGUUAUCAUUGCCAUUUCUUCCACACACUCACAAAUAAAUGAAUCGGAAGUAUAUUCAAAUAGAAAUAUCAAGAAAUCGGUCAUUAUUCAAAAAAUUAAAUAAAUUAUAACAUAUCAAUAUGAACGUGAAUGAAAUUUGAGAAAUAUUUAAUCUCUCCUUGAAAACUAAACUACGUGUUCCUUUUUUUAUAUAAAUUUUAGUUGAUAGAGAUUAAUUUUAUUUUAUAACCAAGUGCAAAGAUGAUGAUAAGUUAGAUCGAAUGGAAACCAAAAUCAAAGUUUAUUUUAUAAGCCGCUCCCUUAAUUUAUUUAAUGAAACGUUUUUAAAAGAGAGUACUGUGUAAAUAUUAUGUACAUAGAGUGGACUGCACGUUGCACAGAUUUUCAAAUCAAUAAUAUUGCAUUUUUCCGUACUACGAUUAGUUUGGUGUGCCAACACAUUUUGUUUUUUCUUAUUAAAAAAGAAAAUGUACAUAGCCAUUUUGUUUGCCAUCACACACACACACAAACAUCACAAAUUAAACGUAAAUUAUAAAGAAACGUAGUUGCCAGUGUUCUAUAUUUUGUUGGAAUAGUCUUUAACGAAAAGAAAUUGUUGUUGUUAUCUUGUUAUAUAGUUUUCGCCGUUGAUCGAAGUGAAACUGAUGCGUAAAACAUCAAAAAACUUAAAUUUGCAACUGAAAUUGACGAUUUUAGUUUUUUUUUUUAAUUUGUGUGCUUAAGGCACAAUUACUUAAAUUUCCACAACAAAUCACUUAACAAUAAGUAAUUGUUUUCUUUCUGUGUAUUCAAUAAACAGUGCCAAAACGCAAAAGAUAAAUACGCAUCGAAUUGAGUGUCGAUUUUGUUCGAAUCCAUUGGAAAUUCAAGUCUAAAUAUAUUGACGGCGUGUAUACAUACUGUAAGAAUUGGAUAAAAUGUAAUACGAGUAUAUUUGUACAUACAAAGUAAAUAGUAAAUAAAUUGUCUGUAUUUAUAAA
Molecule: messenger RNA, 2590 nt
Organism: Dalotia coriaria
Lineage: Eukaryota; Metazoa; Arthropoda; Insecta; Coleoptera; Staphylinidae
Gene: svp
Product: COUP transcription factor 2
Exons: 6
Coding region: 243-1535 (430 amino acids)
Biological process (GO): cell differentiation; anatomical structure development; regulation of transcription by RNA polymerase II
Molecular function (GO): zinc ion binding; nuclear receptor activity; RNA polymerase II cis-regulatory region sequence-specific DNA binding
Source: RefSeq, a predicted model, not a curated record